Molecule: messenger RNA, 573 nt
Organism: Lycium barbarum (goji berry)
Lineage: Eukaryota; Viridiplantae; Streptophyta; Magnoliopsida; Solanales; Solanaceae
Product: serpin-Z4-like
Exons: 4
Molecular function (GO): serine-type endopeptidase inhibitor activity
Source: RefSeq, a predicted model, not a curated record
AUGAACGGGGUCCCUUGGCAGUGCCUCAUCAACGAGGGCAUGCAUGCGGGCAAUCGGAGUGUGGUUCUUGUCAAUGAAGCUUUUAUCCGUGCCCAGCAAGAGGUGGACGACCUCAAAGGCCAACUGGAUGCUCAAAGCCGUGAAACGGAGAAAUAUCUGCACCUUCUACGAGCGAAGAAGAUCGAUGUGGAAAAGGUCAAAAAUAGCCAAUUAAAGGGUGAGUUGGCUGAGAUGGUCGGCAGCCGGAGCAACGGGACCUACGUUAAACAAAUUCUUGAAUAUCUUGCAGUCGACAAUAUCGAUGAUCUGAAUUCCAAGUUCUUAGAUAUGGCUGCUAUAGCCACGAGCAAUAAGGGUGAUGGGGGUCCUGAUGAGGAGGUGGUAAAAGAAGCUAAGUCAUGGGCUAAGUCUGCAACAAAAGGCCUUAUUGAUGAAGUUCUCAAGCCCAAGCACAUCAAGGAAAGUACAGUCCUCUUACUUGGAAACGCCUUAUAUUUUAAAGGUACAUGGAAAGAUAAUUUUAUUGAAAGCCUCACUCGAGACAAGGAUUUUUACCUACUCAAUGGAGGCAAG